Molecule: messenger RNA, 738 nt
Organism: Daphnia carinata
Lineage: Eukaryota; Metazoa; Arthropoda; Branchiopoda; Diplostraca; Daphniidae
Product: basic proline-rich protein-like
Exons: 2
Coding region: 7-708 (233 amino acids)
Source: RefSeq, a predicted model, not a curated record
AUCAACAUGGUCAGUUCACUCGUCGUCUGCAGUUGUUUGGUCGCACUCUUGACCAUUGGUUCGGUCAGCACCGAUGCCCCGCUAGAGCCAUACACAGCCGCUCUGUUGGCACUGCUGACCGGCAAUCCGGAAUUCUAUCCGGCCGAAAGCCAGUACCAGAUCAAAUAUCCCAACUACGCACGGACUUAUGUGAGACCUGCGUUUUAUUAUCCAACGGCCUACGGUCCAGUGUAUCCAUCAGCACCGCAAUACGAUUUCUACCGUCCCAAUCAAGCGCAGAUUAUGUCGCCAACGAACCAACCAGCAGAUGAAACUGAAGCUGAUUUCUUUCGUUCAGGAUCGGAGCCCCGAUUCUUUGGAAUUAAGAAACAUUUGUUGCUGUCUGCUUUGAGAGGUCCACCAGGCCCUCCUGGCCCUCCUGGCGGUGUGACUCCGGCACCUGCUCCAGCUCCUGCUCCGGCUCCUGCACCCGCUCCAGCUCCGACUAAUGUUGGCCCUCCUGGACCUCCAGGACCACCCGGCCCUGCUGGUGCAGUUGGUGUAGCAGGCCCACCAGGUCCAGCUGGUGCUGACGGUCCUCCCGGUCCAGCUGGCCCUGCUGGUGCUGACGGCCCUCCAGGCCCAGCUGGUCCUCCUGGCCCUGCAGGUCCCGCUGGCCCAGCAGGUCCCGCCGGUCCAGCAGGUCCCGCAGGACCUGCUGGCCGUUAACCUUUUAGUUCAACUUAACCUAAUGGCAAA